Molecule: messenger RNA, 1346 nt
Organism: Macadamia integrifolia
Lineage: Eukaryota; Viridiplantae; Streptophyta; Magnoliopsida; Proteales; Proteaceae
Product: endoglucanase-like
Exons: 1
Coding region: 371-1150 (259 amino acids)
Molecular function (GO): enzyme inhibitor activity
Source: RefSeq, a predicted model, not a curated record
CUAGAGAUAUUAUCUUCACCCAUCCUCACAAAAAUUCGGUUGAUGAUUUAAUCUGUUCUCGUUUGUUCUGUUUGCCUCUCUAAAUAGUUAGUUACACAAUGAGGUUUGACAAGCAAAUUGAGUUAUCCAUGGAAGGGAGAGAACACUAAAGAAGAGAAAAUACUAAAAACAGAGACCCGUGUUGGGACCGUGUCAGGCAUGAAUGGAUGUCAAACCGACCCUUUCGCUCUCUCUCUCUCUAUCCAUCCACUAGAAGUGUAUAACAUCUCAACCUUCCCCAAAUAUGGGACAAGCACAAAACUUCCUUUAAUUAACAGAAGAACGAGGAUCAAUCAAACGAAGGGAAGGGGGAAAGAACAAAAACUGAAAAAUGGAAACUUUGAAAGCUUUGUUCUUCCUCCUACCUCUCGCCUUGUCCCUGAUCCUCCUCAACUUCAACACCCCAUGCGAAGCAACAGAGGCAGUAACAAAGUCUCCAAUAAGUACUCCAACAAGGGCUCCAACGAGGGUUCCAACAAGGGCUCCAACGAGGGUUCCAACAAGGACUCCAACAGGGGCAGCAACAAGAGCUCCUACAGGGGCAGCAACAACUGCUCCUCAUGUUGACCUGAUUACCACCGCUUGCAAACGCUCAGUGUUCAAGGCCCUGUGCUUAAACACCCUUCGCUCAGAUACCAAAAGUAGUAAAGCAGAUCUCAAGGGCCUCGCAGCUAUCGCAAUUCAGAACACAGUGGCCGUGGCAACCAACACAUCUAACCAUAUAACCGUCUUACUCAACGCCACACCAACAAAAAAUAACUUACUCAACGCCACUUCAACCAGAAAAAAUUUGGGCCACCCCAACGCCAAAGCCACCACCACCCCCGGCGCCGCUGACCCAUUCACUCACCGAUGUCUCUCCGGUUGUAGCAAGGACUACGCCAAUGUCAUUAAUCAACUCAACGGUAGCCUCGCUGCUUUGGGUGCUGGAAAGUACAAUGAUGCCAACUUAGCCCUCUCCGCUGCCAUGGCGACGGUGGAGCUUUGCGAGGAAGGUUUCUCUUCACAGCCAGGCCAUUUCUCGGUGCUGAAAGACAUUAAUUCCAAAUUUAACCAGCUUUGCAGCAAUGCUUUGGCCAUUACUACCCAUUUGGCUGGAUCUUCUGUCUAAUAAUCUCUGUGUUCUAAACCCCUCCUCUGCUUCUUUCCUUCUUGUCCUUGUUUUUUUCCCUAUUUUUGUCCUUAUCUAAUGUAUCAGGAACCACCCAUCCCUCCUAAUUCCCUCAUUCUUAGCACGAGCUACCAUUGUUGAGAAAUGUAUUGUUUUGUCAUGUAAAGUUUGAAAUGUAAAAGGAGAUUGUCAUACA